AUGAAUGUUUCAACAUCUACAUCUGGUAUCAAGAGAAGAACAGUGAAGACUUUGAAUGAAGAAGAAGAAAAUGCUGCUAAUCUACAGCUUGGUUCAGAAUUUGAUAUAAGACAAUAUGAUCAUGAUGGUGAACCAAUGGAUCUUAUUGCUUUGAAUUUAUCAGAAGCAAGAAUCAUUAUUAGAAGUGCAUUGAAAGAAAGAAAGAAGAUUAUGACACCAAAUGGUGAAUUUAGAGAUCAACCUUUAGAAACCUUGGAUCAAGAUGACGAAAAUGAUGAAGCAAAUAGUAAUGAUGACGAUAACAAUGAAAUAGCCAAAGCAGCAAUAGCGGUAGGAGCAAAUGAGGUUUUAAAGAAAACAUUAGAUCAUUUGAGUACAUUUUCAAGAUUUAGAGAUACACAAACAUGUUCAGCGGUGGAACAAUUAUUAAAAUCACCAGAAAAUUCAAAUUUACAUCCUUUCGAAUUAGCUCAACUAGGUUCAUUAGCCUGUGAUGAUGUUGAUGAAGCUAAAACUUUGAUACCUAGUUUAACGAAUAAGAAAACUGAUGCUGAACUACAAAACAUAUUGAAUCAAUUAUCAAGAUUAGAAACACCAUAUUAA
Molecule: messenger RNA, 603 nt
Organism: Hansenula ciferrii
Lineage: Eukaryota; Fungi; Ascomycota; Saccharomycetes; Phaffomycetales; Wickerhamomycetaceae
Gene: RPB4
Product: DNA-directed RNA polymerase II subunit RPB4
Exons: 1
Coding region: 1-603 (200 amino acids)
Biological process (GO): positive regulation of translational initiation; nuclear-transcribed mRNA catabolic process, deadenylation-dependent decay; transcription initiation at RNA polymerase II promoter
Cellular component (GO): RNA polymerase II, core complex; P-body
Molecular function (GO): nucleotide binding; translation initiation factor binding
Source: RefSeq, a predicted model, not a curated record